CGAACGUUUCACUGAAAAGUUUUCAGUAAUUUCUCAUCCUAAGCUGCGUUAUUCGCAGGUUUCAACAAGUGUUGCGUUAUUCCCACGAAAUUUACAUCAGAACCAGCAGAACUUCUCCUCAACUUGUUCAACUGCCGUUUCCCAAUGUCAGGAGCUGGAGGACACAGUUGUGAACAUGAGCAUCAUGACCAUCCUGUUGGUCCAGAGGCUGGAAUAGAAUACUCUCUCUACACUAAGAUUGACACUGACAAUCUAGAGUGUUUGAACGAGCAUAUUGAUGGAGCAGGAAAAUCUGUUUUUAAACCAUGGGAAGAUCGAUUAAAAAAGGACAAGUAUGUUGACAGCGAUGCAGAUGAAGAACUGUUAUUUAAUAUUCCUUUCACUGGAAAUGUGAAAUUGAAAGGAAUAAUUUUGAUAGGGGGAGAAGGAGAAAUGCAUCCAUCCAAAAUGAGACUUUUCAAAAAUCGGCCCAAAAUGUCAUUUGAUGAUGUUAGUGCAGCUGCUGACCAAGAAUUCGAAUUGACUAGAGAUGGUGAUGGAUCUGCAGAAUAUCCCAUUAAAAUUGUGAAGUUUUCUUCUGUGCACCAUCUCACAAUUCACUUGCCUUCAAAUUUUGGAGAUGACACAUCUAGAGUUUAUUACAUUGGAUUGCGAGGAGAAUGGACCCCACCACACCACCAUGGAGUGACAAUCUGCACUUACGAAAGUGCACCCAACGUCUCAGACCAUAAAAAAAAUCUGAUGGAUGAUGUGUCCCACCAAAUUAUGUAAGUCAAAGAAAUAUUUACCUCAGCUGUGAAGUGACUGGUACAGAUAAAAUCUAAAUUUGUUCACUGAUCACACAUUUAAUGAAUUCAAAUGAAUUUGUACAAAUAUGGAAAACAGUAAAUAUCACAAUGGAAUAGCUAUGUACAUGACAUACAACUUUGUUCAAAAUCCUUUUAGUUGUUUUCUAGACAUGUUUUCUUGUCAAUUGUGCUCAGUUUCAUCUUCCUUAAGUAAAGGCAGCAAGGUAAUAUGCUUCAUCACUGAUAUGUUACUUUCUGGUAUACCUUUCUGGUCCUAAUUAAAUCUAAAAUUUAAUGGCAAUUAAAGAUGCUGAAGGAAGGAAAGUUAUUAAUAGAGGUUUGCUGGGUAAAUCUUUCCUCUUUAGCUAUGACUUAACAUGUUUUGCUGUGUAAGAUUCAGUUCAUAACAUUCUGCCUUCUGUAUAUAAUCUUCAUUUCUUUAAUUUUGGCACUCCUACUUUUUCAAAAUAUUUUAUUCUGUAAUAGAAAUCUUGCAUCAAAGAUUCAUUAUGAUAAAUGUGGAAUAUGAUGUGUUUCAUAAAUCUAAUGGAAAAUUGUCUGAUACAUACUUAUACACGAGGAUCACAUAACUGUAAACAUACAAAUAAAAAUUACUGAGUUAAAAAUACUACAAAAUGGAAAA
Messenger RNA from Frankliniella occidentalis (western flower thrips), 1431 nucleotides. Its product is annotated as PITH domain-containing protein CG6153. The transcript has 6 exons. Gene Ontology annotation, cellular component: nucleus. The record is from RefSeq and is a predicted model, not a curated record. NCBI's taxonomy places the organism in Eukaryota, Metazoa, Arthropoda, Insecta, Thysanoptera, Thripidae. Bases 145 to 771 code for a protein of 208 amino acids.